This is a messenger RNA of Folsomia candida, 1550 nucleotides long. RefSeq names its product facilitated trehalose transporter Tret1-2 homolog. Gene Ontology annotation, biological process: carbohydrate transport; transmembrane transport. The record is from RefSeq and is a predicted model, not a curated record. Gene Ontology annotation, molecular function: sugar transmembrane transporter activity. Gene Ontology annotation, cellular component: membrane. The coding region runs from base 118 to 1530 and encodes 470 amino acids. The transcript is spliced from 8 exons. Lineage: Eukaryota; Metazoa; Arthropoda; Collembola; Entomobryomorpha; Isotomidae.
AACGAAAAACGAAUAUCAUAUCUUGCACCGCUCGCUAGUCGCUGUGUUGCUACUUUCGGCUGAGAAUAACUUUAGACUGACAUCAACUUUGCAUAAUCAUUUUAAAGAAAUAGUAACAUGACAGGUAAAGUGUCGACAAUGGAAAUUGGAGGAGAUUUUGUAUCAAAUCCAAUUCCUCAAAUCUUGGCCACUCUGGCAGUGGCCACGUCGUCUUUCUCGUUGGGUGCAAUUAUUGCAUGGACUUCUCCAAGUAUUCCCGACCUUGAGAGAACUGGAAGUUUGGGCAUUCUGACCCUUGAAGAUAAGUCUUGGAUUGCAUCAUUAGUGACUAUAGGAGCCUUAUUAUGUGGUCCAUUUUCUGGAUAUAUAAUAGAAAAAUGUGGAAGGAGGAGUAGCUUGCAAAUAUUUGCAAUAAUAAUGACGAUUGGUUGGUGCCUUAUGUCCACUGGGCUGAAUGUUCUAGUAAUGUGUGUAGGAAGGUUUUUAACAGGAUUUGCUAUGGGUGGAAACAUUCAUAUUACGAUGGUGUAUCUGAGUGAAAUCUCGGAAGAAAAGAUUCGUGGAAUUCUAAUGUCACUGACAUACAUCGAAUGUGCCUUAGGAAUCCUUUACAUUUACGUUCUUGGCAGUUUUGUGUCAUGGUUCACUCUGACUGUAACCAAUAUUGUUUUUCCUGUCAUCUCGUUUUGUUCUCUCUUUUUUAUCCCCGAAUCUCCACUGCAUCUCAUGAACAAAGGGAGAAAGAAGGAGGCAGGCGAUGCUUUGAUGUGGUUACGACGUGCUGAUAGCUUUGAACAAAUUGAAUCAGAAUUUAGAAAGCUUUUAGAAAUAAGUCUGCAGCCAACUAGUAAAAAUGGAGACGUCAUACAAGAAAAUUUUUCAGCUUUCACCAGGGGAAAUCUAGGCGCUCUUGCUAUCGUUGUGGGUCUAAUGUUAUGUCAACAACUAUCUGGGGUGAAUGCAGUCGUAUUCUAUUCACUUUUCAUAUUCGAUACUGCCGGAACAGGGCUGGAUCCUAAUAUGUGCUCAAUCAUCGUGGGUGUCGUGAUAUUGGUUUCGGUUUUUAUUAACUUAAUGCUAAUUGAUCGAGUUGGUCGGCGAGUGCUUCUUAUUGUUUCGCAAUUGGGGAUGACACUUUCACUCGUUUCUCUCGGGACGUUUUUCUAUUUAAAGAAGGAAAAUGGGGGCGAAACGCCGCCCGGACUUUCACUCUUGCCCCUGUUCUGUCUGAUUUCAUUUAUGGUCACUUACAACUUUGGAGCUGGUCCUGUGCCGUGGAUAAUGAUGGGGGAACUUCUGCCCAUACAAAUAAAGAGAUUUGGAUGUGCUUUUGCAACUUCGCUCAACUGGGUCCUGGCAUUUAUUGUUACCAAAUACUUUGAAAAUUUAGUAGUGCUGCUGGAUAUUCACAUGUGCUACUUUCUAUUCGGAGGAUUCUGCUUCAUAGGUCUAAUAUUUUGCAUCAUGUGGGUACCUGAAACUAGAGGCAAAAGUUUGGAAGCCAUUCAAAUGCUUUAUUUUCCCAAAUAAAUAAUGUUAUAUAAAUGCAA